UCUCAUGUCAAGUCGCACUCGGAAGUCCACACUGACGGAAUCAAUCCACAGACCACAAACAAACCUCUGUUGCUAUUUUACCUCAAACGGAGUGUUUAUGGGGGAAACCAAGGCCGUAUAAGAAUAAAUAUACUUUAUAAUUUAACUACCAUCUUUCAAACGCGCAAAGAUGUCUGAGGAUCUGCUGAAACAGCUGAGUAGCUACAAGGCCCAGCUACAGCAGGUGGAGGCGGCACUCAGCACCGACCAGGAGAAUGAAGACUUACUGAAACUACAGAAGGACUUACAGGAGGUGAUUGAGCUGACUAAGGACCUGCUGACGCAGCAGCCGGCUGAGGGGGGUUCGGGUGCGCAGAGCUCCGAGACCGAAACACACACAUGCAGCUGGAGCGUCGGGGACAAGUGCAUGGCCCUCUGGAGCCAGGACGGACAGUGGUACGAGGCUGAACUGGAGGAGGUGGAUGUGGAGAAUGGAACCGCUGCGGUGACGUUUUCGGGUUACGGGAAUGCGGAGGUUGUGCCACUACACGCACUCAAAGAACCGCACGAGGGACGCACGCCGGACGAGGACAGCAACAAAGCCAAGAGCAAGCGAGAGAUCAUCCAGGAGCAGCGUGAGUAUAAGAAGAAGAAAGCCCAGAAGAAGGUGGCCCGCAUGAAGGAGAUCGAACAGGAGAGGGAAGACCAGAAGAGCAAAUGGCAACAGUUCAACAACAAGGCCUACAACAAGAACAAGAAGGGACAGGUGAAGCGCAGCAUCUUUGCGUCUCCUGAGAGUGUGAACGGCAAGGUGGGUGUGGGCACGUGUGGCAUCGCCGACAAGCCCAUGACACAGUACAGCGACUCGGCCAAAUACAACGUACGCCACCUCAUGCCUCAGUGACCCACACACACACCACCGCCAUCUCAGGGCUGUGUGUGUGUGUGCGUGUGUGUGUGUGUGUGUGAAGGAGAGAGCGAGAGAGAGAGCGCGAGAGUGUGUGUGUGUGUGUGUGUGUGUGUGUGUGUGUGUGUGUGUGUGUGUGUGUGUGUGUGCGUAAGGAACACUGUGUGUGCGUGAGUGACACUGACUGUGCGAGAGACUUGGCUGUGUUUGGAAAGUCAUCAGUGUAAUGUACAGAGUGUGUGUGUGUGUGCGCGUGUGUGUUUAUGUUUAUUGUGUUUAUUUGUUAGUGUAAUAAUGGGUCUUUUAUUUGCGCCUCAGACGUCUCUUUUGAUUUUGUAUUUACAGCAGGCACAAUAAAUGAUUUUGAUGACUGAUAA
Molecule: messenger RNA, 1263 nt
Organism: Engraulis encrasicolus (European anchovy)
Lineage: Eukaryota; Metazoa; Chordata; Actinopteri; Clupeiformes; Engraulidae
Product: survival of motor neuron-related-splicing factor 30-like
Exons: 6
Coding region: 170-883 (237 amino acids)
Biological process (GO): mRNA processing; regulation of alternative mRNA splicing, via spliceosome
Cellular component (GO): nucleus; cytoplasm; precatalytic spliceosome
Molecular function (GO): RNA binding
Source: RefSeq, a predicted model, not a curated record